UAAGUUUGGAGGAAGGUCAGUGGGAAACUGCCUGUCAACCUAAACUCACUUCAUAUUUUUGCUCCUCUCUGUUCUACCAUAACAUUUUUUUUUUUUAAUUUCAAUUUCAAAACCAAGAAGUGUUUACAUGUCUUACAAUAGUAACCAGCACCUCACUACGUCGGAGAGUGAUCUUUCCGAGCAGCCCGGGUUCGAGUUUACGGAUUGGAUGUUUGAUGGGUGGCUGAAUGAAAACUCUUCGUCUCUGACUGACUCGGUGAUGUACCCAGUUUAUCAAGAGGGGGAGGUUGAUGAGUUUGUUGGGAACACCAUUCAGCAAGGAGAGCCUAGCAGCAGAGACUAUGGGAGAGAGAGGGAAAUUAGAGAAAGAUUUGCAUUCAAGACAAAAUCAGAAGUUGAGAUUUUGGAUGAUGGUUUCAAGUGGAGGAAAUAUGGGAAGAAGAUGGUGAAGAACAGCCCAAAUCCAAGGAACUACUACAAAUGCUCAGUCGAAGGCUGCCCAGUGAAGAAGAGAGUCGAAAGAGAUCGAGAGGAUCCAAAAUACGUGAUAACGACGUAUGAGGGUGUUCAUACUCAUGAAAGCUCUUGAUUUGUUUAUUUUUACAUAAAAACUUUCAAUGUUUAAUAAGAAAUUUGGAUUUAGCGUGGGGAAAUUGAAACAGUAAGAAAAUUAAUAGGUUGAUAAUACCAAACAGCAUCAUUGUCACUGUUACAUA
Molecule: messenger RNA, 716 nt
Organism: Cucumis sativus (cucumber)
Lineage: Eukaryota; Viridiplantae; Streptophyta; Magnoliopsida; Cucurbitales; Cucurbitaceae
Product: probable WRKY transcription factor 50
Exons: 3
Coding region: 128-589 (153 amino acids)
Biological process (GO): regulation of DNA-templated transcription
Molecular function (GO): DNA-binding transcription factor activity; sequence-specific DNA binding
Source: RefSeq, a predicted model, not a curated record